This is a messenger RNA of Funneliformis mosseae, 3258 nucleotides long. NCBI's taxonomy places the organism in Eukaryota, Fungi, Glomeromycota, Glomeromycetes, Glomerales, Glomeraceae. The record is from the annotation of a GenBank genome assembly.
AUGUCUAUCAAAGACGAUGAUGGUCAGAAAAGAUAUCAAAUUGCCAUCAGUCAAGAUGGAAAAUAUGCUGUCACGUUUGAUGCAGCAACCCUACAGAUCAAAAUUUUAAAAAAUACCGAUCAUCGCGAAUUCGACACGGAAACAAAGAACGUCGAAAGUUCUGAACCAAAUGUUUCCAAUGAAAUCAAUGAAAGUUCUGAAAUCAAUAAACCUAUUGCUCAUUUUGAAUUACAUGAAGAUUUAUCUAUCUAUAAAUUCUAUACGAUUGACGGCGAUCCUACGUCCAAAACUCCGAGUGAUGUCUAUGAUAGAUGGUCGAUCGAUAUAUCCAACAUAGAAGACGAAAAUUUUAUUUUUAUUGCAGCAUCUCGAAUAGAUAAGAAAUUUAUGAAAAAAACGGGAGAGUAUAAAACACGAGAUGAAAAAGUUAAAAUGAUUGCAAAAAAUUACAAUGAUGGAGAUGUUUGUAUAGAUGUACAUUGUUUCCCGAAUGAUCAAACAGAUUGUGAAACCGCUAUUUAUUGUCUUAAAUUAGAAGAUGAGAAAAUUCAAGAACUUAUUAAUUAUAAUAGAUUAUCGGGAAUUUGUAAAUUUGUGCCAAAAGAGAGUGACAAUGAUAUAAAAUAUGUUGAUAUUUCAAAAAAAUUUAUUUUAUUGAACUAUAAUGGUAUAUAUAGCUUUGAAUAUAAUAAGGAAAACAAAACUUUUAAUUUUGUGGAGAGAUUUAAUUAUCCGAAAAUCAUCAUGAAUGAAAUUGAGGAAGUGUCACGGGAAGAUUCAAAGGAUUGCAUGAAUCUACUCCUUUCACACAUUAAUAAAAAAUAUUUUUUGAUCGAGGAAAAAAAUGGCGACAAAAAAGGCGACGACGAAAAAGUUCUUGAAGUUUAUGAUCUAGAAAACAUGCAAUUGGAAACUAGUGUAAAUAUCAGUAUUGUUGACGAUAACGAAGAUUACAAAAAAGUUUACUCGAUUGAUAAGCAAAAAUUACAAAUUUGUUUUUCUCUAGGACCUCAAACUAUUGGGAUAUUUCUUUUGGAGCAUGGAUCGGAAAUCGCAACUAGAAAAUUUGAAGAGAUCAACAAUAUUCAAUUGAUUGAAUUCAUCAACAGCGAUGAGAAAUUACUUUUGAUUGGCAGUGAUUCUGAAAAUGAUGAUCUAAAGAUUAUUAUCUGGGAUAUAUAUGAUACUAACAAGGUUGAAAGAAUACCAUUAGAACUUAGUACUUGCUUAGCUAGUACCUCCGGAAAUCUUUUGCAAGUUAAUGAUGAGGGGAAAGUUACAUCAAUUCUCAAGAUGAUUGAGGAGGUCAAAGCAAACAAUGAAAAUAAUGAAAGUAAAUCAGAAAAUCCUGAUUUGAAAAUAUAUGAUCCAAAAUCUAAAGAACUACCACCAUAUAAAAAUUUUGAAAAUCAAACUAUAUACUUUUAUGAAAAAUUCGAUGGUAAUUUCAAGCCAGCAAUUGAAGAUCCGGAACCAUGGGUAUCAAAUAAAUAUAAAAAAAUUUCGUUUUGUCUUUAUUAUGAUGGUUUAGAAUCUUUACAACUUAUAGUUGAACCGUUUCUUGAGUUUAUUUGGACGAAUGGAAUUCCAGAUAAUCAAAAAAAUGAACACCACUACAGAUUACAUAUUGCAAAUGUUCGAUUUGGUUUGAAAUAUUUUCGCAUGGAGGUUUAUUGGUAUGAAAAAGAGUCUGAUAAAGGUUCAAUAAAUGAGAAAAAAUCCGAUGACGGUUCAAAAAAUGAGAAAGAGUCUGAUGACGGUUCAAUAAAUGAGAAUGAUAUGUCACAAAAAAUGGAAAAUAAAAAAAAUAUAAAAGGAAUGAUAAUCAAAGAAAAAAUAAUUGAAUGGAAUGAUAUCAAUGAUAACGCAAAUGGAAUAAGGUACGCAUGUGAAGCAUUAGAGUCACUUAAUAUGCGUGCAAAAUCUCGUACAAGUUAUUUUAAAUUACAUAAAUACCAUGAAAUAGUCAAGUAUAUUAAUAAUAUAGUCGGGAGAUUUACUGAAAAACGACCACGACGAUAUAGAUUACUAGACGUUCGUUAUCGUAUUAUGAAGAAUUUAAUUCUUGGUGAUUGUGAUCAUUUAAUUCACUGCCUCUUAUUUGGAUUCGGCACAGAUCUCUAUAUACCAAAACGUAAGUUUUGGUAUGAGGAACGUAAAAAUCUGAAAUAUAUCAUAAUAGAUGAAGACAUGAAUUUAAGAAUAGGGAAAAAGGAAGGUGAAAAUCAAAAAACAAAUGAUCUGAAUGAGGACUAUGGAAUAUAUAAAAAGAUAUGUAAUUUUAUUGCAGGUCAGAAGGAGGACGUUGAACUUCCAACGACAGACGUGAAUUUAGCAAUUUUUCAUUUUAGAGAUCGUAAACCAAAUGAUACAAUUAUAAUUACAUAUAUUUUAAAAUAUUAUGUAUCGUAUGCAGAAAAUUUUUGUAAUUUGUUAAAAAUGGUUUCCGACACAUUUUAUUUAUUGAAUACAUUAAAAUAUGAAGAGUGUAUCAGAGUGUUAAAAAAUGAAUCGAACACAUUUGAGAAGGACUCCUUGAUUGAUUCAGAUGCUAGCAAAGAUCUAUUAGAAAAAUUUAAAUUAAAAUUCACAUCACCCGAAGAUGACAGGAUCACCAAAUUUCAACGAAACACUGAUUAUACAUUAAUACUUAAAAAUAUUCUAUUAUUUAUAUUUAUACCACGAUGGUACAAUAACAAGGAUAGAACUAAAUAUGAAAAUGUUGAUGAUAUUUUUGAUCUCCCAGAUAUCGAAAAAACUAUUCAAUAUCGUUGGCCAAGUGCAAAUAAUGAUAGUAAUUCUACAAUAAGUGAAGGUACUACAAAUUCAUCCGAUAAUCCAUUCUCUACAUUUCCUACUACAUUAGACGCUGCAUACUUUUGGACUAAUGGUAAUUGGAUUCAAAGGGAGCUGUUUAAAUCUUGGUCUGUUGAAAUAUUUACUAUAAUUACUAGCCUUUUGAUUGUAAUAAUUUUGCAGAAUAUGCUAAUUGCUAUUAUGGGUAAUGUUUAUGAAAGUGCUGCGGAUAAAAGUAAGCAAGCAGUAUUAAAGUAUAAAGCAAUACAAAUAUCAGAUUAUGAUAAAUUACAUCAUCGCUUUGAUUUUUGGUACCGAGAUCCAAAAGUUGUUCCUUCUAAAAAAAGUGUAAGAAAAUUUAUAAAAGCCAGCCAUCAAGAUAAAUAUAUAUCAGGGUUUGCUACAGAUUUAGAUUACGAUCAAUAUUCAAUUUGGAGAUUUGAUAAUGAGGAGAUUGGAUAA